AUGGCGGUUCCUCUCUCUGUACAGCACCUGCUGGACGUGAAGUCUCUGAGGUACCUGAGUAGUGUGACCCUACACGACCGCAUCACCAAGUCCCUCCUCCACCUGCACAAGAAGAAGAAACCGCCCAGCAUCAGCGCCCAGUUCCAGGUAAGACUCAGUUUCUUGCUCGCCCUCUAGAAGUCUUUCAUCUCUUCCCAGCCGUGACACCAAUGCCCAAAUCCAAACUCCAACACUCAGCUCCUACAUAUUUUGAGGCACUUUGUGUAGAUCUUAAAGAAUUGGACAGGUGUCAAAAUAUAUGUAUAUAAAUGAAACAUUUACUUAAAGUGCAUUUCUCAAAAAAUGGCACAGGAAUUAUCUCAGAUCUGCAUCAUGUGUAGUGGGCAAGAGGUUGAUUUGGAAUUAACAUGAAUCUACUAUAAUAAAUAACAUGAGCUUUAAUAAUGCCAGGUUUUAUGCAAUUUAUUGUGAGAUGUUAAUUAUGAGAUGCCAAUAUGAUGGGAUGCUAAUGCUUGUUGUGUUAAUUCAUUGCUGUGCUAAUGAGCUAAUGCUAAUUGUCUCUUGCUGUGUGAAGGCCUCCCUGAACAAGCUGAUGGAGACCCUGGGUCAGUCGGAGCCCUACUUUGUCAAGUGUGUCCGCUCCAAUGCAGAGAAGGUAUGUUCAGCUAACAGCUACUGUAGUUACAGCUACUUCAGUUUGGUUAGAUGCUAAUGUAACUACUGACAAGCUCCACUGAACAAUGAAACCACUGGACAAACCAAUGUCUGGUAAUUGCAUAGCCCGUUAUAGUCAAUUAUACAAUGUUUUACUGUUAUUGGGUGAUUUUAAAUCUCUCUUUUUGUCUAUUGUACCUCUUCUUUCAUGCCUUUUAUUUCUGUCUCCUUCCUUCUUUCUUUGGAUAUUUCUCUCGCUCGCUCUCUAUCUCUUUCCUUCUCUCUUUCUCUCUUUCUCUCUCUCUCUCUCUCUCUCUCUCUCUCUCUGCUCUCUCUCUCUCUGCUCUCUCUCUGCUCUCUCUCUUCUCUCUCUCUUCUCUCUCUCUCUGCUCUCUCUCUCUCUCUCUCACUCAGCUCCCACUGCGUUUCAACGAUGCCCUGGUGCUCAGGCAGCUGAGGUACACAGGCAUGCUGGAGACCGUCCGCAUCCGCCAAUCAGGAUACGCCAUCAAAUACACCUUCCAGGUAAGCCCUCACCAACCAAUCAGGAUACAGCACUGUCAUUUGCACAGACAGAUACACACACCUGAUACACAACACUGUUUAUUACCUACCUUAGUUGAAUGCACUGACUGCAAUUCGCUCUAGAUAAGAGUAUCUGCUAAAUGACUUAAAUGUAAAAAGUACUGAUCAAUGGUCAUCAUUCUCAUCAUUCAGAGUCUCAAUGAACUGCAUGUAGAUUUGGUGAUGUCACAUCCAUGCACUUGUAAUGUAGUCAGUCUUAUUAACAGCUUGUAACUUUUAUCCCUUUGAGGUUACUAUUGAUAUGUUAUCUUUCGUCUUGUCAUUGCAGGACUUUGUUUGUCACUUCCGUGUGCUCUUACCAGACAGCACUAGACCAACCAAGUCUGGCAUCCGGGAGUUCUUUCGUCAGGUUCACCUAGCACCUGCUGGGUAUCAAGUGGGCAACACAAUGGUACGCAUUCUGGGGAUACCCCUUUUCUUUAGUUGUCUCUAUUUUUCUUUCUCAGUCUUCCCCCCCCACCCCCCCCCCCCCCCUCUCUCUCUCUCUCUCUCUCUCUCUCUCUCUCUCUCUCUCUCUCUCGCUUUGAUACACGGUUGCAUUGCGGCCGUUCUAUUCCUAUUGAAUUUCCCUGUGUGUCUGGUCACUUGUGGGUGUGUCUGGUCACUGACGGCACCCCCACCCCGUGUCUCUCUCUGUACUGCAGGUGUUCCUGCGCGAGGCGGAGCGGCAGCGGCUGCAGGCCCUGCUCCACACGGAGGUGUUACGGCGCAUCGUCACGCUGCAACGCCGCUUCCGAGCCCGGCUGGAGAGGAAACACUUCAUCAGGAUGAGACAGGCCGCCGAUGUCAUCCAGGUGAGACGACGAAGUCAGGGCACCACACCAAGUCGGUGUCCAGGGUUGUGUGCAUUAGGGCACACCAUAGCAAAAUAUUUUGCAGCGGAAAACAAAAUGAGCAUUUCUUAUUGGACAACUCUAAGUAGUCCCUCCCUGAAUGAACACGACCCUGUUACUGUACUGGCAUAACAGACUAAAGCAUGUGUGCACAUAACUUCCCUGCACAGCUUUACACUAAUUUUUUAGGAGUUUGUAGUAGUACCAUUCUACGUGACCCACAGACAUAGACAAUUGGUCGUAACCAGCUUAGGUUAUUGCGUAACUCUGGAGAGUAAGUAGAACAUCUCUUUGGAGUUGUGUAGUGACCCAGGGCAGUAGCCAGUAGGGACUCAGACCUGAGAAUCUCUACACUUCUCCUCAUGCUCCAUCUAUAAGGAAGAGGGGGAAAUUGCAGAAAUACAUUACAAACUUUUCUGGAAGCCAUAUUGUUUCUGGAAGAGAUACUUGGCUACAAGAAGAGACUCAGUCUGCUGUCCAAAUCAUUGUCAGAUUGAACAAAAACAAACCUAAUCCAUAUUUCUUACCUCGAAAGGAUUCUCAACACUACUCCAAAACUCUAAAACAGCUUACAUGCAAUUAAUUCUAACUUAAUGCAACGAUAUCACCCCAGUCAAUAAAUGUUCUCUGUUUUUACCAAAAAUAUGACUUUAUACUUGAAUUCACUUUGUUAAUUCAUAUUUCUUCAUUCUCUCCUCUCCAUAGCGGUGGUGGCGGGGCUGCCUGCUCGAACAGUUGGAGGCUGCAGUGGACCCAGCCGUCCAGGAGGAGGCAGCAGUGUGCCUGCAGGCAGCGUGGAAGGGCUACAGGGAGCGCAGGCUAUUCCUGCAGUGGCAGGACUCUGCCCUGAUAAUACAGAGGAGCUGGAGAAACAGCAGCCAGCGAAGGGCUCUGGCAGCCAUUACGGUGCAGACAGCCUGGCGGGCUUACAGAGAGAGAGCCCACUAUUGUAGGACACACAGUGCAGUGACAAUGCUACAGGCAGCGGGUAGGGGCUACCUGGCACGCCUAAGGUAA
Molecule: messenger RNA, 3089 nt
Organism: Coregonus sp. 'balchen'
Lineage: Eukaryota; Metazoa; Chordata; Actinopteri; Salmoniformes; Salmonidae
Source: the annotation of a GenBank genome assembly